Molecule: messenger RNA, 1959 nt
Organism: Musa acuminata subsp. malaccensis (wild Malaysian banana)
Lineage: Eukaryota; Viridiplantae; Streptophyta; Magnoliopsida; Zingiberales; Musaceae
Product: cytochrome P450 711A1
Molecular function (GO): heme binding; oxidoreductase activity, acting on paired donors, with incorporation or reduction of molecular oxygen; iron ion binding
Source: RefSeq, a predicted model, not a curated record
GCUUUCGAUGAUACCCAGCAUCUUCCCUCCUAUUAAUUUCAACGGAGAACAUCAUCUCGGUACAAGACGAUGACUAGUGGUGCUUCUAACCUUUUCUCGGUUUCCAUGUCGUGAUGAUUUCUCCACUUCCAUGUUUGGGAUCCUGGUGCUGCAUUGCAGUGCACCAGUCAGUCUUGAUGAACAACUCGAUGUUCUGAGAGCUAGAGCUUGUUUGUGACGCCAGAGAGCAUCGUGUAAGAGAGUUCUCUCCAGCUCGGUUGUCGAUUGUGACAUGGAGAUGGGUAGUACUACUAUUACGCUUGGAUGGGCGGAGUACGCCUUCACCUUGGUGGCCUUGCUGGUUGGGUUCUUGAUGUACUUGUAUGCACCGUCCUGGGGAGUGAGGAAGGUGCCCGGGCCUCCGACGAUCCCCCUCCUCGGCCACCUUCCCUUGCUCGCAAAGCAUGGACCGGACGUGUUCAGCGUUCUAGCUCAGACCUACGGUCCCGUCUUCAGGUUCCAUAUGGGGAGGCAGCCGAUGGUGAUCGUUGCUGACCCAGAACUGUGCAAACAGGUUGGCAUCAAAAAGUUCAAGAGCGUCCCCAAUCGAAGCCUGCCUACUCCCAUCUCUGGAUCGCCUCUCCACCAGAAGGGCCUUUUCUUCACAAGGGAUUCAAGGUGGUCUGCUAUGAGAAACACCAUCAUCUCCCUCUACCAACCCACGCACCUGGCCGGCCUGAUCCCCACCAUGCAAUCCUACAUCGACUCCGCAACACGACACCUUUCCUCGACCCAAAAAGACGACGUGACCUUCUCCGACCUGUCCCUCAGACUCGCCACCGAUGUCAUCGGUGAAGCCGCCUUUGGCGUCGACUUUGGCCUCUCCGGAGGAAGCCCACCUGAUGGCGAGCGUAGCAAAGAUGGCGAAGUCUCUGAGUUCAUCAAAGAGCAUAUAUACUCCACCACCUCCCUCAAGAUGGAUCUAUCCGGCUCCUUCUCCAUCGUGCUGGGCCUCCUCGUUCCUGUACUCCAAGAGCCAGUCCGGCAGCUCCUGAAAAGAAUUCCUGGCACAGCCGACUGGAAGAUACACCAGACGAACCUAAAGCUGAGCAAGAGACUGGAGGAGAUCGUCGCCAAGAGGGCAUCCGAGCGGGCCAGAGGCUCCAAGGACUUCUUGUCGGCUAUCCUGAACGCCAGGGACUCCGAUGGAGCAUCGAGGAAGCUCUUCACGUCCGAUUACAUCAGCGCGCUCGCUUACGAGCAUCUCCUCGCCGGCUCAGCCACCACUUCCUUCACGCUGUCGUCGGUCCUUUACCUCGUCUCCGAGCAUCCGGAAGUCGAGCAAAAACUGCUACGGGAGAUCGAUGGAUUCGGCCCGAGUGAUCUGAUUCCGACUUUUGAUGACCUGCAGCACGAGUUCCCCUACCUCGAUCAGGUCAUAAAAGAGGCGAUGAGAUUCUACACGGUGUCUCCGCUCGUCGCGAGAGAAACAUCUCAGCCUGUCGAGGUCGGUGGCUUUCUCCUCCCCAAGGGUACAUGGGUUUGGAUGGCACCGGGAGUCUUGGCCAAGGACCCAAAGCACUUCCCGGAGCCCCACUUGUUCCGGCCCGAGAGGUUUGAUCCGGCGUGCGACGAAGAGAAGCAGAGGCAUCCGUAUGCGCACAUCCCCUUCGGAAUCGGACCCAGGGCAUGCAUCGGGCAGAAGUUCUCGUUGCAGGAGAUCAAGUUGGCGGUCAUACAUCUCUACCGCCGUUAUGUAUUCAGACACUCCCCGAGCAUGGAAUCUCCCUUGGAAUUCCAAUAUGGCGUCGUCCUCAACUUCAAGCAUGGCGUCAAGCUUCGUGUCAUUCGCAGAUCCGAAGCCUUCCAUGUGAUAAUCUAACCAAUGUAUUAUGGGUAAAAACUUAAAUUCAUGCACAAAUAAAAAUAUUAUCGUGCAUAAAUAAAACUUAUAAUUUGAUCCAUCGAUAGAUGGCUUAA